AUGAGCGAAAACCUCAAUUAUUCCGCUGCCAAUAGCACAUGGCAUGGCGAGCUGCUGGACAGCCCCAUCUGUCACAAAUGCCUCGAACUCCAUGACAAUCAUGCAUGUACUACUCCUCUUUCCAAACCCCUUUUGGCAGACUCAACAGACGCUUUGUCCCUCCCCCCUCGAUCCAUCAAAUCUCGUAUCACGGGGGCGCUUUCUAUCCACGAUUACCACAAAUUCCUCUCCGAAUCUGCAGACAGCAGUGGCGAUCCUGUCGAUCAUACAGGAAGGAAAUUAAAAAGAAAAACAGCCGCAUUGCAUUUGAAUCGCCCAUCCGCUCUUCCCAUUUCUUAUCCUGUGUCUGUAUCGUCCUUGGCCUCGAGUCCUCCGCCGCUCUCUCCUUCUUACUCGCACAGCGUUGUCUCUCACCAGAGUGAAGAGGCUGAGAUCGGAGAAGCUCAGACUGUUCAGUACCAAUCCACGCAAAGUCCACGACUACCUGCCGCCUCGGAUCUCGGGACUCGUGCUAGACCUAAUAGGAAGCGAGCCAAUACCUUUCGUCAAAAACUUCAACAAAAGGCCCAGGCUCAAGCGGAAGAAGCUGAGCGUGCUUCCAAACCUCAAACCGAGGACUCAAUGCUGGCCAGGACGCAGGCCGUUGCCACCGUCACAUACGGUGGCGCCUGCUUUGAGAUCUUGAAUCCGCGCAAGUCGCUGGACCUAGCACGCAUCGUCUCAUAUAUUGAGGAUGUCGAUAAUUGCUCCACGAUCUCCUCGGACAACCACCGAGACUCUACUUUCUCCCUUGAGCAAGGACUGGACCGGGCGUCCCUGUCCCAAUUCACCGAUGCCUCGGUGCCAUCAUUCUACUCCAACUCGUUGUAUACCUCCUAUGCAGGCGAUCCCUCAAUCUCGAAAGCUCAGCCAACGGACGUCCCGUCGUCCUCGCCGCAAAUACAUGAACGUAUCAGGUCUCUAUCAGACUACUCCCUCACUGAACAAAGCUUCAACUACUGGAACCGACAUGUACAGCACCCUGAAAACAGCGAUCUGCGCAUCGAUACAUAUAACAGCCACCCAAACAGCGACAGAGAGUCCCCGCAAUCAACAAACAUGGCCGCUAUAACAGAAGAAUCCAACCUCCCAAACCUAUCCUUCUCUCGCCGACCCUAUACCCCAUCAACGCAGACCUUCUUUACAGAAAGUGACAUCGGCGAGCCGGGCUCACCUGUCUACGCAAACGGCGAAUGGGCCCAAGUGGACGAGCGUGACAGAGGCAUCCUAUUCGACCAUGAAGGCGAACAACCCGAUCACCACGACUUCUCAUUCUCACGAGACAAUGAAGAACUACCAACGCCCCGCGAAAGCCCUCUCGACACCCCAAGUGGCUCGCCCAUGCACUCACCCAUGUACCAUCCCUUUGACUCUGCAUACCCCUACCCAACCUCUAUGUCCACUCCCAAACUCCCACAAUACUCCGCUCCGUUCGAUCCCUACACCUAUGACCCGAUGUAUCUCGACCCACACGUUCAGUCCGUCCUCGCAGCUGCGAACGCUGAGACUAUGGGGUUACGGGGUAGUCCUGCACGCGCACUGGAUGAGCUGCAGCGACAGGCGGUGCGGUCUGGCGAGACCAGUCCGCGUUUCGAGUUCCAGCGGAGAAAGAGUGAUGAGCGGAAAUCUGGGGCGCACAAGAAGGGCUUGAGGAAGUUCUUUAGUUGGAAGUCUGGGCAUUAG
This is a messenger RNA of Penicillium vulpinum, 1722 nucleotides long. RefSeq lists its product as uncharacterized. NCBI's taxonomy places the organism in Eukaryota, Fungi, Ascomycota, Eurotiomycetes, Eurotiales, Aspergillaceae. The transcript has 3 exons. The record is from RefSeq and is a predicted model, not a curated record. Bases 1 to 1722 code for a protein of 573 amino acids.